AUGGUCUCGCCAGGGGGCUGCAGCUGCACUUAUCGAUAUGGACGAAUCGAGGUCGAGGCUGUGCCAUUUCCGGAUUGGAUGCUGAACCUCAUGGCCAGCAUUAUGCCUAUGUGCGGCUUCACCGACCGGUCCAUGUGGCCGAACUCUUGCAAUCUCAACCUGUACGAGGAUGGCGGUAUGUCGGUAGGCUGGCAUUCGGAUGACGAGAGCCUGUUUCAGGGGAAGUUCAUCGACGUGCGAAUCAUCUCCCUGUCUCUUGGGGCAAGGAGGAAAUUUGAGCUUCGAGCAAACUGGCCCGGUGAAGCUGAGAGGCCGCUGCGUAGUGUAAUGUUGGCCGACGGGGACAUGAUGACCAUGGAGGGAAUGACGCAGAAACACUUCCAACAUCGCGUCCCUAAGGAGGGCCACGUCGACGGCCCCCGGAUCAACCUCACAUGGAGAUGGACGGUAAAGCACACCCCCCGCUGCCCAAUGAGCCGGCAGCGCCGCUUCUGA
Molecule: messenger RNA, 495 nt
Organism: Symbiodinium sp. CCMP2456
Lineage: Eukaryota; Dinophyceae; Suessiales; Symbiodiniaceae
Source: the annotation of a GenBank genome assembly